Hibiscus syriacus is the source of this 1166-nucleotide messenger RNA. Its product is annotated as probable protein disulfide-isomerase A6. Gene Ontology annotation, molecular function: protein disulfide isomerase activity. The record is from RefSeq and is a predicted model, not a curated record. The transcript is spliced from 11 exons. Gene Ontology annotation, cellular component: endoplasmic reticulum. The coding region runs from base 84 to 1166 and encodes 360 amino acids. Gene Ontology annotation, biological process: protein folding. Lineage: Eukaryota; Viridiplantae; Streptophyta; Magnoliopsida; Malvales; Malvaceae.
ACUAGGAAUAAAUAUCGAAAACCAGAGUAUAAUCGAAGACGAAGCAUCAUUGAUACCUAAAGAGGAAAACUAACGCAAGGAAAAUGGAGAAAUCUCAGAUAUGGUUAGCCUUUGGAACCAUGUUGUCCUUCUUAUUGACAUCAACAAUGGCGGCCGACGUUGUCGUACUAACUGAAGAAAGCUUCCACAAGGAAGUCGGUCAAGACAGAGGAGCUCUCGUUGAGUUCUAUGCACCUUGGUGUGGACACUGUCAGAAGCUAGCUCCCGUAUAUGAGAAGCUUGCGCAGAGUUUUAAGAAGGCUAAAUCCGUCUUGAUUGGAAAGGUGGACUGUGAUGAGCACAAGAGUCUUUGCAGCAAAUAUGAUGUUCAAGGCUACCCAACUGUACAAUGGUUCCCUAAAGGCUCUUUGGAACCUAAAACGUAUGAAGGGCACCCAACUGUUGAGGCCCUUACUGAGUUUGUGAAUACUGAAGGAGGGACCAAAGUGAAGAUAGCCGCAGUGCCAUCCAGUGUUGUAGUGCUAAAUGCUGAUAAUUUUGAUGAGGUUGUUCUUGAUGAGACCAAAGACGUGUUGGUUGAGUUUUAUGCUCCUUGGUGUGGCCAUUGCAAAAUCCUUGCCCCUACCUAUGAAGAGGUAGCGACAGCAUUUAAAAUGGAAGAUGAUGUAAUAAUAGCUAAUCUAGAUGCCGAUAAAUACAAAGAUUUAGCGGAAAAGUACGAAGUAACCGGAUUUCCGACAUUGAAAUUCUUUCUCAAGGGCAACAAAACUGGUGAAGAUUACAAUGGUGAAAGAGAUUUGAAUGCUUUUGUUGCUGUCAUCAAUAAAAAGUGUGGCACCAAUCGUAAUGCAAAAGGGCAGCUAACUUCAAAGGCUGGUAUUUUGUCAAGUUUGGAUCCAUUGGUUAAGGAGUUCGCCGCUGCUACCGGCGAUGAGAAGAAAGCAGCAUUUUCAAAGAUCGAAAAGGAAGUCGAGAAAUUCAAGGGUUCCUAUUCGAGGUAUGGAAAUAUAUACUUGAAAGUUGCUAAAAACUGUUUGGAGAAGAAAGAUGCUGAUUAUCCAAAGAAGGAAAUUGAACGUCUGCAACGCAUUCUUCACAAGUCAAUAAGCCCGGCAAAAGCUGAUGAAUUCACUCUCAAGAAGAACAUCCUAUCAAAAUUUGCAUGA